AUGUACGCCGUCAAGCCAUGGGGCCAUGUCCUCCUCGUCGGAAGCUGUGUCGGGACGUACGCGAUGGGCAUCGGCAUGCGAUGGCGAGAAUCGAAUGUGACGAUUAUUGAACGGCGGCAGAGCCCAUCGUACGAGCGCGCAGAGGUGCGGCGCUGCGUGGUGACAGAUCAAACUGUGAAGCUGCUGACAGACUUGGGGUGCACGGAGAGGAAACUCCUCUCCGUGCUGCGUCCCGCUCGCGGGUGGCGCUUCCUCUCCCCUGACCUCACACUUCUUCGAGAGGGGUCCGUCUUUCCCGGCUGUGCGAUCGGCGAAACGGCAUACCAGUGCACGGAGGGCGUCUUGCUGCGCACUCUUCGCACAGAGUUUCUGCGGUUUGGCGGCACUAUCGACUGGGAGACGGAGGCACACAGUGCCGACGCAAACAACGACGGCAGCGACACCUGGUGCUUGCGCAAGGACUAUGGCCUCUGCACCAACGCGGAGGCCAUCAUCACCAUGGCGAAGGCGACCCCCUUCACCGAGAUGUUAGUUGCGCGCGACCCAAGCAGAAUAGCAGUGCUCUUUGACGUGGAGCGUGGCGUGUGUAAGCUCGAUAGCCGCGCUGCGAGCGUUUUGUUUGACCAGCAGUCCGAUGUCUCAAUAGUGGUGGGAAACGGCAUUGCCCUGCACUGCUGGCGCUCCAGUGCUUCCGAGUGCGCGUGGCGACUCGUUCGGAGCGCCACAAAGCACUUAUCACUCGAUGGAAGCCUGGAUGGCAUGCACGACGUUCUGAGAGCUAUAAUUCGAAAGUCGGAGAAACGCUGCAGCUCUAUCUGCGCUCUACCAGGCACCACGCCAGCCAUCAAGGACGAAGCUGCGCACUUCCGUGUCGGGCUGUUGGGCGAUGGCCUUCUUCCCAUAGACCCAUUUGAGUGGAGGGGUGACAACGUCCGCUGCAUGAUUGAGGAGGCGUCGAAGGUGUGUCGUCUGUUUUAUGGCAAGAAGUACCACCGUGGUGACGUCGCCUCUCUGCUACGCGGGGCGGAGCAAGACUCCAUCGCGAAGCGGGCGAAUCUCCUCCAGCGUGAUCUGCAGGAUGCAGAGCACUUUCUCGCCGUUCAUCCUCUGCUGGAGAGCGAGCCCACUGCACUGGAGAUGUGUCGCGUCUGCUCCUGA
This is a messenger RNA of Leishmania braziliensis MHOM/BR/75/M2904, 1158 nucleotides long. RefSeq lists its product as hypothetical. The record is from RefSeq and is a predicted model, not a curated record. The coding region runs from base 1 to 1158 and encodes 385 amino acids. The transcript has a single exon. Lineage: Eukaryota; Euglenozoa; Kinetoplastea; Trypanosomatida; Trypanosomatidae.